Messenger RNA from Lecanosticta acicola, 1701 nucleotides. NCBI's taxonomy places the organism in Eukaryota, Fungi, Ascomycota, Dothideomycetes, Mycosphaerellales, Mycosphaerellaceae. The record is from the annotation of a GenBank genome assembly.
AUGUUUGGACACUCCACGUCGAAAGCAGCGGUCGCUGUAGAGGGCAGUCUAUCGGAUGCGGACUCGAGGAAGGUAGACGAAGACCUUGCGGAGCAGGGUAGGUGGCAAGAUUGCAUUCGUUUGGACAGAGAGCGACUGCUGACAUGUGCUGGAAGACUCUCAAGGUGGCCAUGCCGGGGAAGCGAAGCGCCAGAUUGGCGUGGUGUCGGCGACGUUCCUCAUCUUCAACCGCAUGAUUGGUACUGGAAUCUUCGCAACGCCGAGUGGAAUCCUCUCGUUGAGCGGAAGCGUUGGGCUGGCACUGUUCAUGUGGCUAGCCGGAAUGCUGAUCGCUGCAGCUGGCAUGGCAGUCUAUCUGGAAUUCGGAACUGCUAUCCCACGAAACGGAGGCGAGAAGAACUAUCUCGAAUACGUCUUCCGCAAACCCAAAUUCAUCGCCACCGGCUUCUACACUGGCUACGUGAUCCUUCUUGGCUGGGCUGGGUCGAACUCUGUCGUCUUUGGAGAGUAUAUUCUGAAUGCGGCCAACAUCGAAGUCGGCCGAUGGAACCAGCGUGGUGUCGGACUGGCUUGUGUCACCGCUGCCUUUCUCAUCCAUGGCUUGGCGCUGAAAUGGGGCCUGAGACUGCAGAACCUGCUCGGCGUCAUCAAGCUACUAGUGAUCCUCGUCAUCGUCGUGUCCGGCUGGGCAGCUCUUGGCGGUGCAUUGAAGGUCGAGAAGCCCCACAACUUUGACCACGCCUUCGAAGGCACGACGGGCAGCGCGUACGGAGUGGUGACGGCGCUGUACAACGUCAUCUGGUCAUACCUGGGAUACAGCAACGCGAACUAUGCUCUCAGCGAGACGAAGAACCCCGUCAAGACGCUCAAGUUUGCAGCACCGCUCGCCCUGGGCAGCGUGGCUAUCCUUUACAUGCUUGUCAACGUUGCUUACUUCGCCGCCGUCCCCAAGGCAGAGAUUCUCUCGUCUGGCCGUAUCCUUGCAGCUUCGUUCUUCCGCAACGUCUUCGGCAGCCGUGCAGAGCGAGCCCUGUCCGUCUUCGUUGCCCUCUCGGCAUUUGGCAACGUGCUCAGCGUAAUCUUCUCGCAAGGAAGACUGGUUCAGGAACUGGGUCGAGAGGGAAUCCUACCCUUCUCGCGUUUCUGGGCGAGCAAUCGGCCUUUCAACGCACCACUGGCUGGACUGUUCGAGCACUGGUUGGUGUCUGUCAUCAUCAUGCUUGGUCCCCCGCCCGGCGACGCAUACAACUUCAUCAUCAAGUAAGUCCCACAGAACUCUUGAGCCACGCGUUGAGACUAACCAUUCCACCCUUUCCCAGUGUCAUCUCAUACCCCCUGGCAAUCGUCAACUCCUUCGUCGCCCUCGGCCUCCUGUACCUGUACUUCCACAAACCCGCCUGGGCCUGGAAUCCCCCAUUCAAAGCCACCUGGCCCGUCGCCCUCUUCUUCUUCCUCAGCAACGUCUACCUCGUCUUCGCGCCCUUCGUGCCGCCCACGGAGGGCAACGACAUCUACGAGCACCUGCCCUAUUACUUGCACUGUGUGGUGGGUUGGGGCAUCAUCGCCGGCGGCGGAAUCUACUGGUUGCUCUGGGCUAUCGUCCUGCCCAAGUUGGGGGGUUACGAGCUCGUGCGGGAGGCAUACGUGGAUGAGAUUGAUGGGUGGAAGAGGUGGCGUUUUGUUCGGAAGAGUUUGCGGUAG